Molecule: messenger RNA, 1367 nt
Organism: Magallana angulata
Lineage: Eukaryota; Metazoa; Mollusca; Bivalvia; Ostreida; Ostreidae
Product: 28S ribosomal protein S9, mitochondrial-like
Exons: 14
Coding region: 45-1262 (405 amino acids)
Biological process (GO): translation
Cellular component (GO): mitochondrial small ribosomal subunit; ribosome
Molecular function (GO): RNA binding; structural constituent of ribosome
Source: RefSeq, a predicted model, not a curated record
UCUAGCUCGACAAUUUUACGUUCGAGUUAUCUUUUUCAUAAAACAUGGCUGCGUCCAUUCCAACUGCAACCAGGUCAUUUAUAAAAUUUAUAGGGAGUGAAUUAUGGUUUUCGACUGGUUACAGGACACCGUCAAAAUGUCUCACAAGAACUUUAACCACACAGAGCGUCGUCAGCACUGAUUCUGAGGUUACACGACCAAAAAGACGAGCAGAAAAACUCAGUGCAGCAAUGAAAGCCUUUCUUAAAAGGGCAAAAGAACAUGAGUCAAAAAUCAACAAGUACACGGAGGAGUACGAGCUUGGGCGUAAACACUUGGCCAACAUGAUGGGCAUCCACCCCGACGAGAUGACACAGGAACACAUCAAUGAAGCAAUACGAUAUUUACUACCAUCAGGUCUGUUUGACAAAGGUUCAAGGCCACAGUUUAAGCAUCCAAAAGAUAUCUUGCCAUUGAAUUUUGAUUUCCCGUUUGACAAGGCCGGCCGACCAUAUCAUUAUCAGUAUUACACACUGCUCCCAAACUACCACGGCAUCAUGUCUGAAGCAGCCUGGAGGAUGGAGUGUUUGAGGGAGGAAGAAGUCAGAAUUGGGUCAACAGGUGCCCCUCCUCAAGAAGAAAUGAAACAUCUGAGUGAGGAAUAUGAGUGGAUGGACCUGAGGACUUUUCUGAACUAUUUUAAGUCAAAUCACUCAGAAGUAGUCCAAGUUAAUGAGCAUAAUCGAUUCGUGAUAUUGAUGACAAAACUUUCCAAAAUGAGGCUCCGAGAACAAGAUGUUGCUUUCUUAAAACAGUUUGGUAGUCCAAAGACGUCUGAGAUCAACGUUAUGGAUACAGAAGAAAUCAAGAAAUUCUAUGUGAAUGAGCAGGGACGAAAGUUUAGAACAAAAAAUGGCUACAGGAAAUCAGCGAUUGCACAGGUGACAGUGUAUGCAGAGGGAGAAGGCAUCCUGGAGAUUAGUGGGAAAGGAAUCGAAUAUUUUGAAUCCCAGUAUGCCAGGGAGCAGGUGUUGUUUCCUCUGGUGCUGACUAGUUCCCUGAAUAAGGUGGAUGUUCACGCCCGGGUAGAGGGAGGGGGAGAAAUGGGACAGUCGGGCGCCAUCAGGCACGGUCUGUCUAAUGCCCUACUCCCCUUUGUGUCACAGCAAAUGGUCAAUAAAUUGUCUUUGUCUGGCCUCCUGGAUAGGGACAGCCGUGUGAAGGAAAGAAAUAAGCCCGGACAGAAGAAAGCUCGUAAACAGUUCCAAUGGCGAGCACGUUAAUAGAAAGGGUUGGAGGACUUUAAGAUGUAUUUGUUUGUUUGUAGAAGUAAAUUUUAUCAUAUUUCUAAAUGUUCCUUCUGUUGCUUUAUUUUAUGAGCAUUUUUG